GGAUGUUCCCUAAGAGGACCAUCGUCAUCAGAGGCAUGGUUCCCUAUGGAGCACACAAAUUAAGGAUCAAGUUUUUGGUGAGCAGAUCUCGAGAUGUCGCUUUCCACAUCCAUCCGAGAUUCAGGGAAGGAAGGGUAAGAAACAGUAUGAUUGGAGGAAACUGGGGCCAGGAGGAGAGAGAAAUGAGCAUGAAUCUAUUUAUGGAGGGCCAGUACUUUGAUAUGUCAAUCCGUUGUGGGAACCAGAGGUUUAAGGUGUUUGUGAACGGGCAGCACCUGUUUGACUUUUCCCAUCGCUGGCAGUCCUUCAAAGAGAUCGACAUGCUGGACAUAGAAGGCGAUGUGCAGAUCUCCUACAUCCACUUCUGAUACCACCCAUUAAAGAAAUAAAUAAUUUUGUGCAUCUUUCAAAGAAUGUUAUUUUUUUAAAUAACAUAUUUCAAAAAAAUCUCAUCCACAGAGUUGCUUAUCUCAGUUUCUUACCUGCUUUGAGAUCAGAUAUCUCAAUAAGAUCAAAUGUCACCUCAGUAUCUGCUGUAUUGUUUAUACCAGUUAACUGAAUUAAU
This is a messenger RNA of Haplochromis burtoni (Burton's mouthbrooder), 565 nucleotides long. RefSeq names its product galectin-4. The record is from RefSeq and is a predicted model, not a curated record. Gene Ontology annotation, molecular function: carbohydrate binding. NCBI's taxonomy places the organism in Eukaryota, Metazoa, Chordata, Actinopteri, Cichliformes, Cichlidae.